This is a messenger RNA of Aureobasidium namibiae CBS 147.97, 1557 nucleotides long. RefSeq lists its product as uncharacterized. Lineage: Eukaryota; Fungi; Ascomycota; Dothideomycetes; Dothideales; Saccotheciaceae. The record is from RefSeq and is a predicted model, not a curated record. The coding region runs from base 1 to 1557 and encodes 518 amino acids. Gene Ontology annotation, biological process: nuclear membrane fusion involved in karyogamy; karyogamy involved in conjugation with cellular fusion. The transcript is spliced from 5 exons. Gene Ontology annotation, cellular component: endoplasmic reticulum membrane.
AUGAACAGAAACAUGCUGGCCAUGCUGCUGUUCUCUUUCCUCUUGUUUCUCCCUUGUAUGGGCUUCCAACCAGCCCUCAAGAUUCACGAUCUCACCGUAGAUCUCUCUGAUCUUUCGGAUGUCGAGCUUUCUUCCAACAAGGUUCGCAUCACCGAAGGCAUGCACACCAUCAUCCAGACCAUGCACAAAGUCGAGAAGCUUCCCUCAUGUCAGAAGCUGGCUUCUCAAGCUCUUCUCAACACUUGCUCCGAACUUGAUCAUGCUACCAGUCUUGCUACUGACAAAGGUAUUGAUGUCAUGCUCGAGCGCUCCAAGUCCAUCUAUGCCACACGACUGGCCAUCUGCGAAUUGAUGGAUGCCAACGCCAACAUCCCUCCCUCUUGCUCGCCCUUCAGACCUAUCGAGAAUGCCUCCAAGUUCAAUGGUUUCCGCGGUUUCAUCGUAAACGGUCGUUUCACCAAACCCACGGCUCCGCGCAGCUUCGAUGACAGCGGCGAUCUUGAUCAUUGCUCGGCCUCCCUUUCAUCCAACCCAGUGUGGUGGACCAGCUACUCGAACGCCCGCCAAAAUGCAGUGUUGCUCUGCCAUUCCAUGAGAGCAGAGUUGGACAAGGACGACAUGGUUGAAAAGAUGAAGCUCAUGUUCGAGGCAGUCAUGGAGGCAUCUAGCGUCAUGGCAGACACGACUGAGGAGCAUCGGGUCUUCGAGAGGCAAUGGACCGAGAUGGGAAAGAACAUGCAGUCUUUUCAUCUCGCACUCAACUCAGAUCUUGACAUGCAGAAUCGCAUUGUUGACCAAUGGGCAAAGUUCCAGAAUGACCUCUACGAUCUCGGAGAUAACAUCCACAGCAUGGGCAGAGACGUAGAAAGGGUCCGCGAGACGUCUUCCCAAAUUGCCUCGGAUCUCGAGAGCCAUCGCAUUCGCGCCCAAGAAGCACAGGCAGAUGUGACAGAACAUCUCAGCAAUGCCCUGGACAUUGCCGUUCAGAUACAUCGCUCUCACGACAACUCACUGGAAGCCUCGAUGGCUCUUGACCAGCAAAACCAACAAAUUGCGUAUACGCUGGCUCGUAACGCCGAAACUGCAAGGGCACUCCACUAUCAAACCGAGAUUUUGCUGGAAGCCAUCUUCACAGUGACUGAAAACGUGACAGACGCUGCAAAGACUGUCUCCGAAUUUCACAACGACAUUCACAAUCUCCCAACCAAGGUCGUUCAGCAGGUUUUCGAAGCUUCAAUUGGUGGCUUGCCCUUUGACUGGACUUCAAUCACGAUCCUGUCCGUCUUUUGGUGUCUCAGCUUCGCAGCUCUUGACACCUGGGGUCUGUUGCGCGCAAGAAGCUCCAUCGUUGCAUCGCUCGGCAUGGCAAUCGCAUCUACCUAUCUCGUACUUGCGAUUCCUCAGAUCGCCGACGCUCCCGCAAUCACUGUUUUGGGCAUCUUCGCAGUCACGGUCGCUGCAGCUGCACUUUGCAAGCUUUGGUACAAACGACAGAAGACUUACAACAUAUCAGAGCUCUCGGACAACAUCGAUCAAGACCCUAAGCACUCGGUUUAG